UUUCCAACAUUUGCGAGGGAAGAGAAAAGUCAAAUCCUAAUUAUAAUCAAUGGUUUAAACCUCAAAACCUCAUUUGUAGCACCCAUGUGACCUGAAUGGGGAUUGAAUUGCACUUUAAAAAUCUGGAUAAUUUCAUCCAGAGGAGUAAAAGUCCAAAUCUCUUUAAAGGCGUUUUAGUCGAACUUCAAAAACAUUUUCUGUUUCUUUUUAUUCAUGAAAAAAGACACAAUAGUUGGAGACAAACUAAUAGAUAAGUUGGAAACUUUGCGUUGCUUUGUAACUUCCAAAGAGCUGUUGCAGUGAUACCUCUUAGUUUUAUGUCGAUAAAACAAUGUGAUGAAAUCAAGAACAACAUGAUGAAGUGGUCAUCUGCUCAGGACCAAUGUGCACUCGAUCACCUAAUACAAAUAAAGUGGCUUGAUAACACGGUUUUAGUUUCAACCUCUGCUGACCAGAGUCCGAGGAAAAGAUGCAUACAGAGGUGCUCGUGCUCGGUCUCGUCUUACUGAUGCAAGCGUGCGAGCCACUGUCGGCCCAAAAGCUCGCUCCAGAACCACCAGAAUCUCCGGGGAUACUGCAGAGGCUGGCGGAGAAGGCCAGGGAGACAAAAGCUAAAGUCCAGGACUACGGGGCGACAGCAGUGGGCUUCUUUGGCGCUUACUAUGAAGACCACAUCCAGCCUGUGACCCACAGCUAUGCUGAGUGGGCCUCUAAUGCCAGAAGCUCCAUGUGGGAGAAGAUCCAGACACGCUUAGACGGCUACAUGCCAUUCAGAGCCACUAAUGCAACCGAUCUAAUGUAAAGGAGAAGCUGACAAUAAAGUAUUGUUCUUGGCA
Messenger RNA from Pleuronectes platessa (European plaice), 836 nucleotides. RefSeq names its product apolipoprotein C-IV (gene apoc4). Bases 470 to 802 code for a protein of 110 amino acids. NCBI's taxonomy places the organism in Eukaryota, Metazoa, Chordata, Actinopteri, Pleuronectiformes, Pleuronectidae. The transcript has 4 exons. The record is from RefSeq and is a predicted model, not a curated record.